AUGGAACAGGACCGGGUCGUACUUCCCGGCUUCGGCAAACCCCUGAACGAUGAUUUACCCCUGAUUGAAAAAGAAGGCCCCUCCAAAGGCCAACGGCUACGAUUCCCUCAUGCAUUGUGCGACAAUUGCUAUAGUGAUGGUGUCUCUGUGAGGGAGCGCCGAAUGUUGGACUUUAUCAACAAGAUCACUGAUAAGCCAGAAUGGGCGAGGAAGGUCUUUGACGAAGACAUUGUGGGCAAAUGGCGGAGUGAAGCGUGUGUCCACAGCGAAGAGCUUAAUGAUGACUAUCUAUCCACUGCUAUGUUUGACUAUGUGAGUUUUGCUUGGCUGCCGUUCCCUGACUACUCUCAGAUGGUGUCUGUCUAUGACAGUGAGACUGCCAUCGUCAAGUCCGAUACAGCAGUUACGCCAAUCUUGGCUGAGUCACUACGCAGCAAUGUGCGUGUCUUGGAGGAUGUCCCGGAGAAUUUGAAAGAUUGGCAUCCAGGGUCAGAUCAAACGGUGUUGGAUUUGCUUCACCCAUCGCUGUUUCCUUUAAUUCAUGGACGGUCUCGCGCGUUGCCUUAUGGGACUGUGCCUCUCGAUGAUUGUGCCCGCCUAACUGGAGAGGGUGAACUAGUUGUCCCUGACUUGUACGAGUACGGGAAAGUAGUCCCGUAUAAGAAUACCUCACUGCCGCAGUGGGGAAACUUCCAAUGGCUCCCAUCCAAUGUUGAAUUUGACAAAGAUGGUACCCCCAGGAUUGUCAGUUAUAUCAACAACCUGCAGCCCAGGCAGCAUAAGGAGCUCUAUGGAACCCUAGAGAGGUUUGUAGCAGCUGCAAUCCCCCUUUGGAAUGAAUGUCUUUCCUGGGAUCACAUUCGGCUGAGGAUCAUAUACCGGAGAGGACAAGACGAAAACGAUGACUUCUUUAUUCCCGAUGGACUUACCUUCACUCCAGAUGAGGAUGAAGUAGAUUCACCCGAGAAGGUCCGGCCUUAUACCUACCAAGAGGCCUAUGAAGAUGACGAUAUCAGCGCGAUAUAUAGCUUUGAUGAAUGGGUCCGGGAAAAUCGAGUCUUCGUUGAGAAAGAACCCGAUCCAUUUCGAUCUCGCCGACAAUGGGAAGAGGAUUCCGAACACCGCGCCGUCAAUCUACAAGCACAAUUUGCUACCUCUGGGCUGCAAGUUAUCUUCAAGCUCGCGAAUAUCCACCUGACCCCGGAAAAGCCAGAGUACGAGGGCGGUACGUGGCAUAUCGAAGGGGCGAUGAACGAACACAUCGUCGCCACAGCUCUCUAUUAUUAUGAUGAGGAAAAUAUUACACCUAGCCAUCUCGAGUUUCGGCAAGCUCUGGACGCGGAUGAUUUCAUGUAUCGCGUUCCUCAGAAUGAAUACGCAUCCACAGAAUACUUCUACGGAAUUGAAAACGAUAAUGUUGCAGUACAAAUGCUUGGCAGUGUCUUGACCAAACCCGGCCGAUUACUCGCUUUUCCAAAUGCUCUACAGCAUCGAGUUCAGUCGUUCAAACUGGCCGAUGCCACAAAGUCUGGCCAUCGGAAGAUUCUCGCCAUGUUCUUGGUGGAUCCGUAUAUACGCAUACUCUCCACCGCGAACGUGCCUCCGCAGCGCAAGGACUGGUGGACAGAAGAAGUUCGAAAGGUGCCUCCGCUUCGAAGCUUGCCUUUGGAACUGUUUAAUAUGAUUACCGAUGAAGUCAGAGACUUUCCACUUAGCUGGGAGGAGGCUGUAGAAGUGAGAGAGGCCCUCAUGGAUGAGCGAGGUGCACUAAUUGACGACGCCAAUGAUGCGAUAGAAGAGAUCUAG
Molecule: messenger RNA, 1806 nt
Organism: Aspergillus oryzae RIB40
Lineage: Eukaryota; Fungi; Ascomycota; Eurotiomycetes; Eurotiales; Aspergillaceae
Product: DUF4246 domain-containing protein
Exons: 4
Coding region: 1-1806 (601 amino acids)
Source: RefSeq, a predicted model, not a curated record